AUGGCCUCCACACCUCCCCACUGUCCUUCUUCUGCCGCCGCAGAAAACGAACAGCCAGACAAACCCCACACAACACCAACAGCAUCGACACCCCCAGAAUCCCAAGAGCAACCGCUCCCCAAACUCUCUCCAGCGGACUUCCGCGCAUACAACCACAUGGCCGAGCACAUGGACUACUUCCACAACCACUUCCGCGCGACCUGGACGACGCUGAUGACCGCGUGCGAGACCAACAAGCGGCCCAAGAACCUCUCGAUGCGGCAGUUCAUCGGAAUGGGCCUGCAGCUGUGCCAGCAUCUCACCAUGCACCACACGAUCGAGGAGAAGCACAUAUUCCCCGUGCUGGCGAAGAAGAUGCCUGCGUUCCGCAAGGAGUUGGAGCUCCUGACGCAGCAUAAGCAGAUCCACAAGGGGUUGGAUCGGCUGGAGGAGUAUUUGUUGAAGUGUCAGAGUGGGGAGAGCGAGUUAAGGUUGGGGGAGUUGAAGGAGAUUAUGGAGGGGUUUGGGGAGGUGCUGUGGCAGCAUCUUGAUGAUGAGGUGGCGCAGUUGGGUGCGGAGAAUAUGCGGAAGUAUUGGUCGUUGGAGGAGAUGAGGAGGAUGCCGAUGUGA
Messenger RNA from Aaosphaeria arxii CBS 175.79, 609 nucleotides. RefSeq lists its product as uncharacterized. The record is from RefSeq and is a predicted model, not a curated record. The transcript has a single exon. Lineage: Eukaryota; Fungi; Ascomycota; Dothideomycetes; Pleosporales. The coding region runs from base 1 to 609 and encodes 202 amino acids.